This is a messenger RNA of Mangifera indica (mango), 1304 nucleotides long. RefSeq names its product ribosome-binding factor PSRP1, chloroplastic. Gene Ontology annotation, molecular function: ribosomal small subunit binding. Gene Ontology annotation, cellular component: cytosolic small ribosomal subunit. Gene Ontology annotation, biological process: negative regulation of translational elongation; primary metabolic process. The coding region runs from base 108 to 1004 and encodes 298 amino acids. The record is from RefSeq and is a predicted model, not a curated record. The transcript is spliced from 5 exons. NCBI's taxonomy places the organism in Eukaryota, Viridiplantae, Streptophyta, Magnoliopsida, Sapindales, Anacardiaceae.
UCAAAGAAUCAAAAUCUGACGCUGUGCUUAUCCAAAUUCUGUCUCCCUCCUCUAUUUUCUUUAUCUUUCUUCUUUAUUUUUCAUACAACUCGAACACUCCUGUAACAAUGGCUACUCUCUUAGCUUCGUUGAAGCUUUCCGUCAUACCUUCACCCUCAUCCUCACCAGCACCUUCUUCUUUUUCUUCCAAACCACAGCUUCCCACACUGUUGUCUCAGAAAUCUUUCUUCUUGAGCCCAUUUACCCGAAACAAUCUUAAAUGCAUACCCAGAAAUACGCCCGUCAAGGCAAAAUCUUUCCUUGUUCGAAUGUCAUGGGAUGGUCCUCUCUCUUCCGUCAAAUUAAUCAUUCAAGGCAAAAAUCUUGAGUUAACAGAUACAGUUAAAAAGCAUGUUGAAGAUAAGGUUGGGAAGGCAGUUCAGAAGCAUAGUCAUCUUGUGAGGGAAGUUGAUGUAAGGUUGUCUGUUAGAGGUGGAGAGCUUGGGAGAGGACCAAGGAUUCGUCGAUGUGAGGUAACUUUGUUUACAAAGAAGCAUGGAGUGGUUCGUGCGGAAGAAGAUGCUGAGACAGUAUAUGCUAGUAUAGAUUUGGUGUCCUCAGUCCUUCAAAGGAAGUUGAGGAAGAUUAAGGAGAAGGAAUCAGACCAUGGUCGACAUAUGAAGGGCUUCAACAGACUCAAAGUUAGGGAGCCAAUGACUCAAGUAGUGAAGGAUGAUGUUGAUUCACAAUCCCAAGAAGAAGAGGACAAUGACUUGGUUGAUGAGAUUGUUCGCACAAAGUACUUUGACAUGCCUCCUUUGGCUGUCUCCGAAGCCAUUGAGCAGCUGGAAAAUGUUGAUCAUGACUUCUAUGGUUUCCGAAAUGAAGAAACUGGUGAGAUAAAUAUUGUGUACCGACGAAAAGAGGGAGGUUAUGGUCUUAUUAUACCUAAAGGAAAUGGUAAUGCUGAGAAAUUAGAGCCUCUGGUGGUUGAACCAGCAAGAGAACCCUCCUUGGCAGAAUAAAUACACAGCUAGAAAGGAGAUAUGUCUCUCAUUUAGAUCAGCCCAGACCGUUUUUCAAUCUUUUGUAAGUGUCUAGUGGCAGUGGUGUAUACGAAGGCUAAGGCGGGCUAAGCACAUAACUAUACAGUUUUUUAUAUGAAGCAUUUACAAAAUUUUGACAUGUAUGCACUUGUUUUGGGUGAUUAAUUUUGUAGAAUGAGAGAAAAAGACGUAUCAACCAGUGCCAAUGAAGAGAGAUGAGGAAAAACUUAAUGUAAUCACCAUGCAGUCUAUACAAUUAUCACUCUUUAUUAACAGAAA